Molecule: messenger RNA, 2570 nt
Organism: Suncus etruscus (white-toothed pygmy shrew)
Lineage: Eukaryota; Metazoa; Chordata; Mammalia; Eulipotyphla; Soricidae
Gene: DNAJC16
Product: DnaJ heat shock protein family (Hsp40) member C16
Exons: 16
Coding region: 220-2565 (781 amino acids)
Source: RefSeq, a predicted model, not a curated record
CGGGCCCCGGGCGAUCCCUGGUGUGGACCCGAAGUCUCCCACCCGGCUCCGCAGACUGGAUUGGAACACAGGACUCUGCAUUCGCGGGUCAGGACGGUGCCCUUCCCUGCUUUUCUAAUCCAUGGAGUCGGGAAGAUCGCUGUUAAUUCUGACUGCUCAUCUUUUCAUCGAUGGUCUAUUUGUGAUAUUCUAAAAUAGCAGCCCUGGAAAGGAAGAGAAAUGGAAUUGAAAAAGUUGAGCAUUUCCUGGCAGUUCUUGAUAGUUCUGGCUCUGAUCCUGCAAAAUCUGUCUGCGUUGGAUUUUGACCCAUACAGAGUCCUAGGGGUCAGCCGAACAGCCAGUCAGGCCGAUAUUAAAAAGGCUUAUAAGAAGCUCGCCCGGGAAUGGCAUCCUGACAAAAACAAAGAUCCUGGAGCAGAAGACAAGUUCAUUCAAAUUAGCAAAGCUUAUGAGAUUCUUUCCAAUGAAGAGAAGAGAUCAAAUUAUGAUCACUACGGAGAUGCUGGAGAGAACCAGGGCUACCAGAAACAGCAGCGAGAGUAUCGUUUUCGCCAUUUCCAUGAAAAUUUUUAUUUUGAUGAGUCAUUUUUUCACUUCCCUUUUAAUUCCGAUCGGCGGGACUCAACUGAUGAAAAGUAUUUGUUGCACUUUUCACAUUACGUGAAUGAAGUGGUUCCAGACAGCUUCAAGAAGCCCUACCUCAUUAAGAUCACCUCAGAUUGGUGCUUUAGCUGCAUCCAUAUUGAGCCUGUUUGGAAGGAAGUGGUUCAAGAGCUGGAAGGCUUGGGUGUGGGAAUUGGUGUUGUGCAUGCUGGAUAUGAGAGACGCCUGGCCCAUCACCUAGGGGCACACAGCACCCCCUCCAUCCUGGGGAUCAUCAAUGGAAAAAUCUCUUUCUUCCAUAAUGCCGUGGUUCGUGAGAACCUCCGACAGUUUGUGGAGAGUCUUCUUCCAGGAAACCUCGUGGAAAAAGUUACGAAUAAAAAUUAUGUCCGGUUCCUUUCUGGCUGGAAGCAAGAGAAUAAACCACAUGUUCUCUUCUUUGAUCAAAUGCCUGUUGUCCCUCUAUUAUAUAAGUUGACUGCUUUUGCAUACAGGGAUUAUCUGUCAUUUGGCUAUGUGUAUGUCGGCUUGAGAGGAGUGGAAGAGAUGACAAGGCAGUAUAAUGUCAAUGUCUAUGCCCCCACUAUCUUAGUCUUUAAAGAACACAUCAACCAGCCUGCAGAUACCAUCCAGGCCCGAAGUAUGAAGAAGCAGGUCAUCGAUGACUUCAUCACCCAAAACAAGUAUCUGCUGGCAGCCAGGCUUACCAGCCAGAAGUUGUUCCAUGAACUCUGCCCAGUAAAACGUUCUCACCGACAGAGGAAGUACUGUGUGGUUUUAGUCAUGCCCGAGGCUGCCAAGUCAAGUAAACCCUUUGAGGCCUUCCUGUCUUUUGCUCUGGCGAACACACAAGACACAGUGAGAUUUGUGCACGUCUACAGCAAUCGGCAGCAGGAGUUUUCCAACUCCUUCCUACCAGACAGCGCUGCAUUUCAAGGGAAAUCUUUGGUGUCUAUCUUAGAAAGACGCAACACGGCAGGAAGGGUGGUCUACAAAACCCUGGAGAACCCAUGGACAGGGAGCGAGAGUGACAAAUUCAUCCUCUUGGGUCAUCUCAACCAGUUGCGUCAAGACUCAGCUCUUCUGUCCUCAGAGGCUGUGCUCCCAGACCUGACAGAUGAACUUGCCCCCAUUUUUCUCCUUCGGUGGCUCUACUCUGCUUCUGACUACAUCUCAGACUGGUGGGACAGCAUAUUUCACAACAACUGGCGGGAGCUGAUGCCACUUUUGUCUUUGGUCUUCUCUGCCCUCUUCAUCCUCUUUGGCACCGUCAUCAUUCACGCUUUCAGUGAUACAAAUGAAGAGAGAGAGUCAAAUCCUCCAGAUAAAGAAGAAACGCAUGAGAAGGCCGAGAAGACAGCAGAGCCCAGCUUCACCAAAGAAAGCAGCAGCAAGGUUCCUAAAAAAGGCUUCGUGGAGGUGACUGAGCUUACAGAUGUGACCUACACCAGCAACUUGGUCCGCCUGCGGCCAGGCCACAUGAAUGUCGUCCUCAUCCUGUCCAACUCCACCAAGACCAGCCUGCUCCAGAAAUUUGCUUUGGAGGUCUACACGUUCACUGGAAGCAGCUGCCUGCACUUCUCCUUCCUGAGUUUGGAUAAACACAAAGAAUGGCUAGAAUACUUACUGGAAUUUGCUCAGGACGCAGCUCCAAUCCCAAACCAGUAUGACAAGCAUUUCAUGGAACGAGACUACACCGGUUAUGUACUGGCCCUGAAUGGCCACAAGAAGUACUUCUGCCUCUUUAAACCUCAAAAAACAGUGGAAGAGGAAGAAGCCAUGGGGUCCUGCGGUGACCUGGACUCUACCCUCCACCUGGGUGAAUCUCGGGGGAAAUCUUCCUUUGGCCUUGGGUCCAAGCCCAUCAAAGGAAAACUAAGCAAGUUGUCCUUAUGGAUGGAACGCCUAUUGGAAGGCUCCUUACAGAGGUUUUAUAUCCCAUCGUGGCCUGAACUAGACUGAGAGAU